ACAAUGAAACACGUGGGACGUGUGACGUCACGCCCUUACACAGCCAAUGGGCAAAGCCACUUUCAGGGGGCGGGACGCCACGCCUGGCGAACGUAAGCGUUUGUUAUUCAGAAGAAGCCGAUUCUGGAAGCCAUUACGUUGCGCACCUCAGUUGAGUAAAUCCCACUUUUUUUUGCGUACAAUACGCACAAUCACUUGUCUUUAGGAGCAUUUUCUUUAGUUAUGGCAUCGGCUGCCAAAAAAAGAAAAAUGAAUUUCUCGGAGAGAGAGGUGGAAAUUAUUGUAGAAGAAAUAGAGAAACAGAAGCACACACUGGUUAACCAUUUCAAUGCAGGAGUCACGCACAUGGCAAAGAAUAACGCAUGGGUCGACAUCCUAAAAAAAGUCAACGCUGUCACCACCUGCCCCCGAGAGCUGCCCGAGGUCAAAAAGAAGUGGUCCGACAUGAAGACGGAGGUGCGUCGGAAAGUCGCUCAGGCGCGCGCCGCUAUCGAGGGCACGGCCACCGACUGCACUCCAGUUCCCGUGAUCCUCACCGCCAUGCAGCAGAGGAUCUGCAACCUGCUGGGAGAGGCCACCAUCAUCAGCCUCCCCGCCGGAGACUCGGAUGCGGAGCUAACGCUCCCGGUGACGGUGAGCGCGGGCGCCACGGUCACGCUGGCGGAGGCUCUUCCAGCCGGUCCGGUCUGCGACGACUCAAAGACUCUGAAUGCUGAAACAACGUACCACAACAUCCCUCUGGAAGAUGGAAGUGUGGUGGAAUACUGUACCACCACUGUGAAUGACGCCACCCCCACUGUCAUGGCGACCGUUGAGACUCCAGUGGAGAUGCUCGCCUCCUCCUCGGCCUCUCCGCCUCCUCCUCCUCCGAGCCAGGCCAAACCUCAAGAACUGAAGAGCCGCAUUGCCCUGAACUCCGCCCGCCUGCUGCAGGAACAGAGAGUCACAAAUGUCCACGUCCGGCAAAUAGCUCAGCACCUGGAGGGCCAGAAUGAGCUGCUGCAGAUGAUGCGGCGCUCCCAGGAGGCCCAGGCGCUGGCUCAGGAGCGGCAGGCGCAGGCGCUGGAAGGCACUCAGGCCGCCAUGCUUGCAUUGGUACAGAUGCUCAGACCUGCGCUGAAAGACCUGCGCAAAUACCUGCAGAGUGGCUCUGAGGCGGCAAAUGUUUGCAGCUCAACAACCGGCGUGAAAGCUGAUGGAGAAGGAAGAGAGGAUCAAAGCAGGCCCAAAACUCCUCCUCCUCUGCAGCCGGCCGAGGAGACACAGUAGACCCUGUCUGGUUGUCUGAACUCAUGAAUACCUGAGAGACGCUUUACGACGUGGAGAUGAUGUGGAGAUGAUGGAGAUGAUGUGGAGAUGAUGUGGAGAUGACGUGGAGAUGAUGUGGAGACUUUUUGAUUCUGGUUAAAUCAACGGGAUUUUGUCAAUGAGCCUUCAGGCCUGUCCUGACUGUCAGCAGCAGUUUGAUCAUGAUCUUAGAGCAGCAGAAGUUACUGAUGCUGGUUAGUUUAUUAUUCUUUUGUGGUGAACCUUCUCCCUCAGUGUGAUACCUUAGCAUACAGAAAGAAGGCUGUGAGUUUCCUCAUUCUUUUUUAAAGCUGCUUUUAGCUUAAUGGUUGACUUGUGAAAAACAUGAGUUACAACCUUUAUUAAAAAGAAGUCAUUUUGA
Oryzias melastigma (Indian medaka) is the source of this 1669-nucleotide messenger RNA. It is a transcript of the gene naif1, whose product is annotated as nuclear apoptosis inducing factor 1. NCBI's taxonomy places the organism in Eukaryota, Metazoa, Chordata, Actinopteri, Beloniformes, Adrianichthyidae. The transcript is spliced from 3 exons. Gene Ontology annotation, cellular component: nucleus. The record is from RefSeq and is a predicted model, not a curated record. The coding region runs from base 223 to 1269 and encodes 348 amino acids.